CAAACUGUUAUCUGCAAUACAUUAUCAUCACCGGGGGGUAAAAUCCGGCGGAUUGGGUGACCUCCUUAUAGAUAAUGAAGAAAUAACGACAUAGAAACACCAUCCCUUAUUCCGUACAGCAACAUGGCGGCUUACUGCUGGCUGGGAACGCUUCCGUAUUUGCAUGCAUUCCCCCAGGGCUGCUCGCAGUUGGCUGCCCCCGGCUUCCGUAGAGGCAGUGAUUGGGAUUGGUUUUGUUGCUGUUCGUUAUAAGUGGGUGAAGUAGAAGGAAUGAUGGACGCAGCAACCCUCACCUAUGACACGCUGCGUUUUGCUGACACCCCAGAUUUUCCAGAAACAGCAGAACCUGUUUGGGUACUGGGUCGGAAAUACAGUGCAUUGACAGAAAAGGACGAGCUGUUGAAGGAUGUCACGUCCAGGCUCUGGUUCACUUACAGAAGAAAUUUCUCAGCAAUUGGAGGCACAGGACCAACCUCGGACACAGGUUGGGGUUGCAUGCUACGCUGUGGACAGAUGAUUUUUGCGCAAGCUCUUCUUUGUCGGCAUAUAGGACGAGAUUGGAGGUGGGAUAAACAAAAGCCCCAUGGAGAAUACCUCAACAUCCUAACUGCUUUUCUCGACAAGAAAGACAGCUACUAUUCAAUUCAUCAGAUCGCCCAGAUGGGAGUUGGAGAAGGCAAAUACAUUGGACAGUGGUACGGGCCAAACACAGUGGCACAAGUACUCAGGAAGCUAGCUGCUUUUGACCAGUGGAGUUUCUUGGCCGUCCACAUAGCAAUGGAUAACACAGUGGUAAUUGAAGAGAUAAGGAGGUUGUGCAAAGCCAGAUGUGCGGAUAGUUGUGGGGCUGGCCUGCUGUGUAAUGGUCAUUCAGAGACAACAGAUGUUUUGUGGAAACCUCUUGUACUACUUAUACCACUACGCUUGGGACUAAGUGAGAUCAAUGAAGCAUAUAUUGCAACAUUAAAGCACUGCUUCAUGGUACCCCAAUCGUUAGGAGUUAUUGGUGGACGGCCCAAUAGUGCUCAUUAUUUCAUAGGAUAUGUAGGGGAGGAAUUGAUCUAUUUGGACCCCCAUACUACCCAGCCUGCAGUAGAUCCUAGUGAUUCCAGUUUUGUAGCAGAUGAAAGCUUCCAUUGCCAGCACCCGCCUUGCCGAAUGCAUGUGUCUGAGAUUGAUCCCUCAAUUGCUGUGGGCUUUUUCUGCAAGACUGAAGAAGAUUUUGAAGACUGGUGUAAGAAUAUUAAAAAGCUUUCGUUGACUGAAGGGGCAUUACCGAUGUUUGAGGUGGUGGAGCAGUUACCUUUACAUUUAUCCAAUCCAGAUGUACUAAACCUAACGCCAGAUUCAUCAGAUGCUGACCGACUUGACAGAUUUUUUGACUCUGAAGAUGAGGAAUUUGAAAUUUUAUCAUUUUGAACUCGCUGAACUAAAGUAACUGACCACAGAAAAAGCAAAAUACUUAAUACUCCACAAUAAAGGCUUGUGGUGUAAACGCUCUUGAACAUUUGCUGGAUAUUGUACCCUCCCCAAGGCAGUUCUUGGGGCAGCUGAAGGAUUCACACCCUAAGGUCUCACCUAUGUUUUCCUGCAGGGGAUACUGCAACUGGACCCAGCUGGAGUUUUAUCUUUUUUUUUUUUUUCACGCUUAGGUUUUGUUACAUUCCAUGCACAGAGAAAGAAGGCCACUAAAUAAAUAAUGCUAAGGUGGAGAGAAAACCUGCAUGGACCGAUGCUGAGAAACUGACUCGUGAGUUACAUGGAGAGGUGCAUAUGGCACCAACCUAGUGCAGUCUUUCAGAAAGAUGUGGUGAAAAACCUUUAAAACCUAUUUCCCCCCCGCCUGGCAGAGUGACACGGUUGGAUCUUCUAAAUAAUCUUUCUAGAAAGGAGUGUUGAGAAUAACUAGUAUUUGUGUCACAGAGACAGUGGGCUGACACUGAUAACUUUGGGGCUGCAAUACAGGCCUGCUAGACAGUAACCAUUUCCAGGGAUAUGAGAGUUUGUGUUAUGUAGAAAUGAUUCUCAAACCAAGCAUUAUUUAUGUUUAACAUUAUCCCUCCUAAAAUGGUCAAUUUCCUAA
Pelobates fuscus (common spadefoot toad) is the source of this 2083-nucleotide messenger RNA. RefSeq names its product autophagy related 4B cysteine peptidase (gene ATG4B). The record is from RefSeq and is a predicted model, not a curated record. Gene Ontology annotation, molecular function: protein-phosphatidylethanolamide deconjugating activity. The transcript is spliced from 13 exons. Bases 271 to 1419 code for a protein of 382 amino acids. NCBI's taxonomy places the organism in Eukaryota, Metazoa, Chordata, Amphibia, Anura, Pelobatidae.